CAGGAGGAACUGGCCGACACACUGUGGGGCGGAUUUGCUGCUGUUGAGUGCCAACGUAAAAUCAAGUCUCAUUUGAAGAAGAUGUUCAGGUGUGUGUCUGAGGGAAUCGCUAAAACAGGAAAUCAAACGGGUCUGAAUGACUUCUACACAGAGCUCAUCAUCACAGAGAGAGGCAGUGGAGAGGUCAACAAAGAACAUGAGGUCAGACUGAUUGAAACAGCUUCCAGGAAACCAGCCAUGGAGGAAACACCAAUCAAAUGUGAAGACAUCUUUAAGACCUUACCUGGACGAGAUCAACUAAUCAGAACAAUAAUGACAACUGGAGUGGCCGGCAUUGGUAAAACCAUCGUAACACAAAAGUUCACUCUGGACUGGGCUGAAGGCAAUGCCAACCACGACAUACACUUCACAUUUCUCUUAACUUUCAGAGAGCUGAAUUUAGUGAAAGAGAAAGAGUAUAGCUUGGUGGAACUUCUUCAUCACUUCUUUAUUGUGACCAAAGAAGCAGGAAUCUGCAGAUAUGAACGGUUAAAAGUUCUCUUCAUCUUGGAUGGUCUAGAUGAGUGUCGACUUCCUCUGGACUUCAAGAGGAACCCGAUCUGGACUGAUGUCACAAAGUCCACCUCGGUGGACGUGCUGCUGACAAACCUCAUCAGGGGCAUCCUGCUUCCCUCCGCUCGCAUCUGGAUAACCACACGUCCUGCGGCAGCCAAUCGGAUCCCUGCUGAGUGUGUUGACAUGGUGACAGAGGUGAGGGGGUUCACCGACCCACAGAAGGAGGAGUACUUCAGGAAGAGAUUCAGAGAGGAGACGCUGGCCAACACGAUCCUCUCCCACGUCAAGAAAUCACGAAGCCUCCAUAUCAUGUGUCACAUCCCAGUCUUCUGUUGGAUCACUGCUACAGUUCUGGAGGACAUCGUAAAAACAUCCAAGAGAGGAGAAGAGAUGCCCAAGACCGUGACUCAGAUGUACAGCCACUUCCUGAGGGCUCAGUCCAUACAGGGGGACAGGAAGUACCAUGGGAGAUCUGAAACAGAUCCACACUGGAGUUCAGAGAGCAGAGAGAUCAUCGUUUCUUUGGGAAAACUGGCUUUUAACCAGCUGGAGAAAGGCAACCUGAUCUUCUACGAGGCAGACCUGGCAGAGUGUCACAUCGAUAUCAAAGAAGCCUCAGUGUACUCAGGAGUGUUCACCCAGAUCUUUAAAGAGGAGUGUGGGAUGUACCAGGACAAGGUGUUCUGCUUUGUCCAUCUGAGCCUCCAGGAGUUUCUGGCUGCCCUUUAUGUCUUUUUGACCUUCAUCAACGAUGGUGUCAAUCUGCUCUCAGAAGAACCACCCACCUCUGGGGAAGAUAAACUCCUCCUCCUCUACCAGAAUGGUGUGGACAAGGCCUUACAGAAUGAGAACGGACAACUGGACUUGUUCCUCCGCUUCCUCCUGGGCCUCUCUCUGGAGACCAAUCAGAUUGUCCUACGAGGUCUGCUGGGACAGACAGGAACUAGCUCACUGACCAAUACAAAAACAGUGUCUUACAUCAAGGAGAAGAUAGAUGGAGAUCUCUCUCCAGAGAGAAGUAUCAAUCUGUUCCACUGUCUGAAUGAGCUGAACGACCGUUCUGUAGUGAAGGAGAUCGAACAGUACCUGACAUCAGGAAGUUCCUCCGGAAAAUCUCUCUCUCCUGCUCAACUGUCAGCUCUGGCCUUCAUCCUACUGACAUCAGAAGAGGAGCUGGACGUGUUUGACCUGAAGAAAUACUCUGCUUCAGAGGAGGGUCUUCUGAGGCUGCUGCCAGUGGUCAAAGCCUCUAAAACAUCUCUGAAGGUUCACUAA
Molecule: messenger RNA, 1830 nt
Organism: Gadus morhua (Atlantic cod)
Lineage: Eukaryota; Metazoa; Chordata; Actinopteri; Gadiformes; Gadidae
Product: NLR family CARD domain-containing protein 3-like
Exons: 2
Source: RefSeq, a predicted model, not a curated record